Neurospora hispaniola is the source of this 732-nucleotide messenger RNA. RefSeq lists its product as uncharacterized. Bases 1 to 579 code for a protein of 192 amino acids. The transcript has 2 exons. NCBI's taxonomy places the organism in Eukaryota, Fungi, Ascomycota, Sordariomycetes, Sordariales, Sordariaceae. The record is from RefSeq and is a predicted model, not a curated record.
AUGACACACUCCAACUGCUGCCUCCUCUCCAUACCCCUCCUCACCAUCCCCACCAUCAUCUCCCCUUCCUCCUCCCCCACCGCCCCGAUCCUCCUCUCCUCCUGGUCCACCCUCUACCAUCACGGCGCCCUCACCAUGCCUCCCCUGGCCUUUUUAACCGCCUCUCUCUACGGAUUAUCAGCUUAUAAACUCCGCUCCUCCUCCUCCUCCUCCUCCUUUUCCUCCUCUUCCCCUCGAACUCAGAAGCAGACUCAGACUCAGACUCAACAGCGCAAGAAUGAAAAACGCUCCAAGUUAUUCGCCAUUGCAGCCAUUGCGACGCUCGCCAUCGGCCCCUUGACGCUGCUCGUCAUGUCCCCUACCAACAAGGAAUUGAUGAGGCUCAAUGAGAUACAGAUUGAACCCGGUCCGUUGGUGAGUGAUGUGGAAGAGGUGAGGGAGUUGGUGAGGAGGUGGAAUUGGUUGCAUAUUGUGCGGAGCUUGGGGCCGGUGGUGGGGUGUGUGGUUGGGUGGUUUGGGGUUUUUGGAUAUGGAGACGAGGAGAAGGGUGAGGAGAAGGUUGAAGGUGAGAAGCAGUGAAGACGGCAUGAAAUUUGGUGGUAACGAGGGAUGGAUGCCAUUAGCACUGAUCUUAAAUUUCCACUUGGGUUGUUCGAAAAUAUGAGAAAGGAAUGAAUGGGUGAGAGCCCUGAAAGUAAACGAAACCUCGUCAAGGAGGCAAGCAAGAUAAGA